AUGACCAAACAACCACCGCCCCGCAUACCUGCCCCCGUCUACAGCCAGGACACCUGGACGACGCUGGCAGAACCUCCUGCCGCCGACGAACCUGCCCAGAACCAGCUGCUGCAGCAUCGCCGCCGUCGCAGCCACAACAAGCACGACCUCGCAUCGAUACGACCCGCGGAAAAUGAUGGCAGCCCAAAGUCUAGGCUGCGCUCCCGCGACGCCACUCCAAUACGCUGGUCCACCUGCACCCUCGCCGCCGACCUGCCCGACGACACCUUUCCCUUUUCGCCCCUGCGACCAGAGGAACCGGCGCAGCGUGCCUCGUCUCUUGCUUCUCCGCACGCCGAGGGCUCGGAUGACGCAGACGACUACCGCGCGGACCUCGAAGACGAUGACGACUACGACGAUGACGGCCAGCGGACGCAUUCCUCGGCCUCGACCCGUCCCACGUCGCUCGAGGCCGAAAAGCAGCCGCACCGCAGACUUCUCGACCUGCACACCCCUGCCCGCCUCUCCUCGCUAGCCGGCAACCGACCUCGAUCGGCAGCGUCGCCAGUCUCGUGCACUACCACCCUCGCAGAGCCCGAGCUGGCUGCCAAUGCCGGGAUCGCCGCCACAUCCCCUCCCGUUCAUCGCAGCAACGAUGAUGGCUGUGACAGCGACGACAGCGAUGAAGAGGACGAGGCAGACCCACGCCUUGAUGCGCUGAUCGCGCAGACGAUGCGUGCGCUCGAGGUGUCCAACAACCUACUUCUCUCCACGCUCAACUCACGCGCCAAGUUUGCCCAGCUGCGCGCCAUCGAGGCGAGCAUCGACAUCGGCCUCGACCGACGCGAGCGCAGCGUACGCCGUCAGCUUCACGCCGUCGAGCAGAUGACCGACUUUGUCGGCGCCAAGUCCGACGAGCUGCGCGACCUGCUGGCCAGCGGCUCGGCUACCCGCCCCUACACUCUCGCCCGCGCGCAGACGGCGGGGGCCAAUCAGGCCGGCCUCGCAUCGCUGCCCUCACUGGAGACGUUGGCAUCCACCUCGUCGGGCAAGGCCAAGGCCGAUGUCGGCGUCGGGAUCGUUGAGGCACAGGAUCGCGAUGCCACAAUCGGCAAGACGGCGGCCAAGCGGCUAGAAAAGAUGCUGCUCGAUUCGGCCAGGUCUAGCCCGACGUCGAGCCGCGGCGCCGGUGAUGGUGAGAGCGGCGGUGUAAGCGGCAGCUCGAGCGGGACCGCAAGUAGUAGCAUUGGACGGCUGCGUGCGGUUUCUGCCGAUGGCCAUCUCAGCGUCGGCGAAGGCCAUUCUGCGUCCAACAAUGCGUCGCCGUCGUCGCGGCGGACGUUCUCGCUCUCCGACUUCGCCUUCCUCGAUGUCAGCUCUGCUCCCAAGGCAUCGACCUCGCACGACAAGACGAGCGCUGCUCCGACGGACCUCUCCGCGCCGGUAGACGGUGCCGCUCCUUCGUCCCGCCCACCGUCCGCGAUGCGCAAGAGGAGCAGCCGCGGCUCGUCGCUCGCCAGCAUCGUCGAGCACGCCUCGCGCCAGGAUGCCCGUCCCUCGUCGCAGCUCGGCUCGCGCUCUCGAGAUUCGCCCUCAUCCUCGCGCCGCAAUUCGUUCGCAUCGAGCAGCCAGCCUGGCGAUGCGAACGACUCGAGCGGGGCUCUCGUCGAGGCCGAGGAAGAGCCCAUCGGCACCUCGCUCACGACCACCUCGCGCCUUACGUCGUCCUCGUCGACAGGGACCAUCCGGGCUUCCGCCAGGGCUGCAGCCGCUACCCCAACGCAGAAGCGGGCCGUCAGCAACUACGAGACGAGUGCUAGCCGCAGCCUGUUCCGGGGCAGCGCUGCUGCCUCGUCCCUGUCGCGCCUGGUCACUGCGCCAGUCGCACCCGCGGCCACGGCCUCUGUGCAGAAAGGCACGCUGGCCGACGACUUUGGCUUCAGCGCAGAGCCACCAUCAUCGUCGUCAGCCGCUUCGAGGGCCCGUCGAUCACGGACAACGACGGCCGGCCUGCCGAGUGGCAGCGGUGAUUUUGAGAGCGGUUCGACGUACGCCGCGCUGGUGGCUUCCUCUUCCGCCCAUGAUCCUUCUGCAAGCCUGUCGGGCCACGACGACUGCGACGACGCCGACAUUAGCGAGGCCAGCACCACCUCGCCUCGGCCGGGCACCUCGAUGCCACGCCGCUAUAGCAUCACAAAGCGGUCGUCGUUUGGCGGCGCAUCGUCGUCGGACCGCGAACGGCAGAGCGUCGCAGCGCAACUCAAAGCCGAGGACGUCGUCUGGCGCGCCGCCGAAACAGGAGGCAGUGCCGCGGGCGGCGGCAGCGUCGGUGCGCUGCGUGCCCUGCAGAGGCUCAACGAGAUGUCGUCCAGCAGUGCAGCCGGUGCUGCGGCCGAUGCGUCGAGCUCCUCCAUCGCGGCAACAUCGGGCACGGGCGCAACAACCGAGUCGAAGCGUCUCUCCAUCGGCUUGGGCCUGCCCAGCUUUGCGGCAUUCAAGGGCAUCGCGCCGACAGCAUCGGUGCCGAGCGAGGGCGAUGCGACGACCGGCGCCACCACCGAGCCCAGCAGCACCGACUUGCAAGCGCCAACCGAAUCGCCGAGCACGGGCUGGCGCACCUGGACGCCCUGGGCUUCGCCUGUCGUCCCGGCUACGGCCACCACCGCAGCCGGCCAGCAGGCCUCUGCUGACCGAUCCGCUGGCAAAUCGCACGGCAGCAGUGGCGGCGGCGCUUCAACCAGCCGCAAACCGAGCCUGGCAUCGCUCCUCGCCGUCAAGGCCACGCCCACGACGGCCACCGUCAUCGGCACCUGA
Pseudozyma flocculosa PF-1 is the source of this 2793-nucleotide messenger RNA. RefSeq lists its product as uncharacterized. The transcript has a single exon. Lineage: Eukaryota; Fungi; Basidiomycota; Ustilaginomycetes; Ustilaginales; Ustilaginaceae. The record is from RefSeq and is a predicted model, not a curated record. The coding region runs from base 1 to 2793 and encodes 930 amino acids.